Messenger RNA from Bipolaris sorokiniana ND90Pr, 228 nucleotides. RefSeq lists its product as uncharacterized. The transcript has a single exon. The record is from RefSeq and is a predicted model, not a curated record. NCBI's taxonomy places the organism in Eukaryota, Fungi, Ascomycota, Dothideomycetes, Pleosporales, Pleosporaceae. The coding region runs from base 6 to 164 and encodes 52 amino acids.
GCUCGAUGCAUAAAAUAAUUGUCUUAUUCAACUCUGAAGAGUAUCCAGGCAUUCAGGUUGGUGCUUUAUGUAUCUGUUGUUAUUAUUGUUGUUUCCCUUUUCCAUACCUUACAUUCUAUCCAUGUUUUAGUACACUCCGGGCCUUCUCUUACCUUACUCGCUGAUUACUCCACCACAAUAUCUCUGCCGAUCCCAGACCUGCACAUGACCACUUCACGUUAUAUUGAG